UGUUAGAGAUGCUGAAACAGCUGAGCUUAAAUUCGGGGUGGAAAAAAACUACUUUGGUUGCUGUGAGUAAACAAAUGUAAGAAACUAACAAUGCAAUGUGGAUGUGGGAAUUGUACAUGCUGAUAAGAACAAACAGCGAGCGUGUUGAAUUGCUGUCAUCGUCACACAGCUGCCAGCUGCUGUCGUCACAAUGAGCUUGACAAAAAAACGCAUUAGAAUGGUUGCCGCCGCUUCUCUGACCAUUUUGGGCCUGAUAUAUCUAUACAAAGCUAUGGUUGCACCCGCUGUGAUCUUGUCGAGCAGCCAGCUGGCGAAUGCUGUGGAGGAACAGCGCCAGUUGCCACCCACCGAAGAUUUGGAGCAACGGAAUUUACGCAUUGCUUACGAGGCACAAAAUGCCCAGCUGCAACAACAGCGUCAGGAAUUGUUAAGGACCAAGGAGCAAUUGGCACAUCUGGAGGAACAGGUGCGCUCCUUGCAGGCCAGCACGCCACGCAAAUAUCCCAAGGUCAAGUACCUCAACUAUAAGAAUCGCAAGCGUAUUCUGAUCACGGGUGGCGCCGGUUUUGUUGGCUCCCAUUUGGUUGACCAGCUGAUGAUCCAGGGACAUGAGAUUAUUGUGGUGGACAACUUCUUUACGGGUCGCAAACGCAAUGUGGAACAUUGGCUGGGUCACGAGAACUUUGAGCUCAUCCAUCAUGACAUUGUGAAUCCGCUGUUUAUUGAAAUCGAUGAGAUUUAUCAUUUGGCUUCCCCGGCAUCGCCACCGCACUAUAUGUACAAUCCGGUCAAGACGAUAAAGACCAACACCAUGGGCACCAUUAAUGUACUCGGUUUGGCCAAACGUGUCAUGGCCAAGGUGUUAAUUGCCAGCACAUCCGAGGUUUAUGGCGAUCCUCAAGUGCAUCCGCAGCCGGAGACCUACUGGGGCCAUGUGAAUCCCAUUGGACCCCGCGCCUGCUAUGACGAGGGCAAACGUGUCUCCGAAACUCUUAGCUAUGCCUACGCCAAACAGGAAAAGGUGCAAGUGCGAGUGGCACGGAUUUUCAACACGUACGGACCACGGAUGCAUAUGAAUGACGGUCGUGUGGUGUCCAAUUUUAUACUGCAGGCACUACGGAACGAGACGAUCACGGUUUAUGGCAAUGGUAAACAGACGCGAUCGUUUCAAUAUGUCUCCGAUUUGGUGGAUGGACUGAUUGCACUGAUGGCUUCCAAUUAUACGCAGCCCGUUAAUCUGGGUAAUCCUGUAGAGCAGACUAUUGAGGAGUUCGCCAAGAUCAUUAAACAUCUGGUGGGUGGCACCAGCGAAGUGAAACAGAUCAAGGCCAUGGAGGAUGAUCCACAGCGUCGUAAGCCGGACAUAACGCGGGCCAAGAAGCGUCUCAAUUGGGAGCCAAAGGUUCCCCUAGAAACGGGUCUGUUGCAGACCAUUUCCUAUUUUCGCAAUGAGCUGGCGAGAAGCGAUCGAUUUCAGGAGAACUCCAGAAAGUACUUUGAGUCACCCGAUCUGCAACGUAGUCGGCUGUAACCAAAAACCAAUAAUAUCAAUAAUAUCAACAAUAACUACAAUAACAUACAAAAUAUCGUGUGUGCCUAUAAAUGCCAAUUGUGUGUAAUUGGCAACGUCUCUAGUCUGCAAAAAAAAUGUAAAUAUGACCAACGAUAGAGCUAAUCUAAUGCAUUCUCCAAUUUCCCACCUUCCCCAUCAGUCUUGCCAGAAUUUCAAGGGCAAAUAAAGCAAAUUUGAUCAAAUACAUUUGUUAGAAAUAGUUUUUAAAAAUGCUUAAAAAUUGCCAUUUUAUAUUCAAAUUAUUUCUCAAUCUGGCAUUUUUUUAAACAUUUUAGCAUACACAAAUUUCUAGCAGAUAGCAGAUUAAAUAUAUAUAAGUCUAAAUUAAAAUGGCAACACUGAUUCCCACAUGCUCUUCCUUUCUCACAUAUGCAUACUAUAUAUUUGUUAAGAAUUUAACAAUUUGUAUAAACGUAGAUGUUAAGUGUCUUAACGGGUAAAAAACAAAAAAAAAAAAUAUACAAUUUGCCAUCGGUUCAGGUCAUAUACGUAAUAUUAAUAAGAACUAGUUAAUUCAGCCGUUGACAGUGUGCAAUCUGAGAAAUAUACCCAUUAACUAACUAGUUAAUAAGUUCGACUAUGUUAAAUUUGUGUUAAAACUUUGCCUUCGUAGUUGUUAGUUGUAUUCGUAGUUGGUAGUUCAAUAAAUUGGCUUUAAGUUUUCCAAUAAA
Drosophila innubila is the source of this 2244-nucleotide messenger RNA. It is a transcript of the gene Uxs, whose product is annotated as UDP-glucuronic acid decarboxylase 1. NCBI's taxonomy places the organism in Eukaryota, Metazoa, Arthropoda, Insecta, Diptera, Drosophilidae. Gene Ontology annotation, cellular component: cytoplasm. Gene Ontology annotation, molecular function: UDP-glucuronate decarboxylase activity; NAD+ binding. The transcript is spliced from 2 exons. Gene Ontology annotation, biological process: D-xylose metabolic process. The coding region runs from base 191 to 1531 and encodes 446 amino acids. The record is from RefSeq and is a predicted model, not a curated record.